GGGCAAUCAGGGCAUCCAUAAUCCCCACAAAAUUCAAAAUCUCGAGCUCUUUAUCUGCUGCAGUACAACAAGACGACGGUUGUUGUACUAUUCUAGUAAUUCCUGCAACCGGCAAUGGCAAAAAGCCGAAUUUUAGUAAUCGGGGCCACGGGAAAUCUAGGUUAUCAUCUAGCGAAAGCGAGCCUCGACUACGGCCAUACCACAGUCGCUCUCGUCAGAGAGUCGGCAUUCUCUCAUCCUGAAAAGUCUCUCAAACUCGAAACCCUCUCCAAUGCCGGGGCCAAACUUCUCAAGGGCUCCCUGCAACACCUAUCGAGCAUCAUUGAAGCGGUCGAGCAAGUUGAUGUUGUAAUUUGCGCAAUUCCAGCGAAGCAAGUUCUCGAUCAGAAACUUCUUAUUCGAGCUAUCAAACAAGCUGGAUGCAUCAAGAGGUUCAUUCCAUCAGAAUUUGGAGUAAAUCCUGAUAAGGUUCAGAUAUCUGAUCUUGAUUACAACUUCUAUUCAAGGAAAUCUGAAAUCCGUCGUGCAAUAGAAUCUGAAAACAUUCCUUACACCUACAUUGCAUGCAAUUUCUUCACUAGUUUUUUACUUCCUUCACUUGUUCAACUGGGCCAUAAGACCCCUCCCAUGGACAGAGUAAAGAUAUAUGGAGAUGGAAACACUAAAGCUGUCUUUGUUAAGGAAAGUGAUGUUGCUGCCUUCACCAUCAGCACAGUGGAUGACCCAAGGACUUUGAAUAAGGUCUUGUAUCUUAGGCCCCCGGGAAAUGUUUUCUCCAUGAACGAGCUGGUUGAGAUUUGGGAGACUAAGAUAAUGAAGAAACUAGAAAAGGUCUAUAUACCAGAGGAGCAGCUUCUAAAGGAUAUUCAAGAGACUCCAUACCCUAACAACAUGGAAAUGGUUUUUACAUAUUCUGCUUUCAUAAGGGGCGACCAUACUUACUUUGACAUCAAAUCAUCCGGUGGCUUGGAGGGGACGGAACUCUAUCCACAUGUUAGAUACACUACAGUCGGUGAAUAUUUGGACACUCGGUUGUAACUUGUAAAAUGUUCUAUCAGAACAGUCGGACCAUUCAGACAACCGGUUCCAUUCCACCCCUGACCGUUCCUUUGCCAAAACAUGUUGACUUGGUCAGUGACCUAUUGACCUGGGCAGUCGAACUGUCAACCCAUUUGACCUAGAUAAUGAUUUUUAACCAUUUUUUAUUUUAAUUAUUUUAUUUAUUUUUAAUUGAAAUAGGCCAUCCAUUUGGACUGGACGGUCAAACUGCUGACCCAGAGACUGGUGACUAAGCACAAAAUAGUUGGAUUUUGGCUUUACUCAACGCCUACAACAACAAUCUCCCUUUGCAUGUACGCGCACAGGAUUAACACAGAAGAGUUGGACCACCAUUAUUUCUUUAGGAUCUGGAAUCUAAUUAGGAUUGGAUAUUUUGGCACAAUGUCGAACAAUAUCAAGUUAUCAACUCUAUUUCAAUUUCAAAUAGCAUUUAAAUAGGUAGGAGCACAUCUUUCUUUUCA
Messenger RNA from Nelumbo nucifera (sacred lotus), 1520 nucleotides. RefSeq names its product NmrA-like negative transcriptional regulator family protein. The record is from RefSeq and is a predicted model, not a curated record. NCBI's taxonomy places the organism in Eukaryota, Viridiplantae, Streptophyta, Magnoliopsida, Proteales, Nelumbonaceae. Gene Ontology annotation, molecular function: oxidoreductase activity.